This is a messenger RNA of Yamadazyma tenuis ATCC 10573, 1648 nucleotides long. The record is from RefSeq and is a predicted model, not a curated record. NCBI's taxonomy places the organism in Eukaryota, Fungi, Ascomycota, Pichiomycetes, Serinales, Debaryomycetaceae.
AUAGUUUAGAUUCUCCCUUAGUUUAUUUUUCCUAUGCAAUAUGUCGUUUACAGAAGAUUUUGAUUCCAACAAAAAGAAAGAACCACGACUGUCUUUGUCUCAGUUAAAUCCUCUGAGACGUAUGAUAGGUAACCUUGAAAUUAGUAUUGAGCGGGUCUACAAGAAAGACUAUAAGCGGGUAGCCAAAACCUUGCAGUUAGCCUUCAACAAGGAUCCGUUUGUCAACUACAUUUUGAACACAAAAAUCAACUAUGACGAAGUUGAGGAGAAGAAAUUGAUAAAGCAGAAGAACGAUUUGUUUCAGGCAUUUUUCGAGUUUUCUGUUUUGGAAUACUUUUCUUUUGGUGGUGUUAUUGUCGCUAUCAAAGAUGUGCAGUUUGAGUUGGCCAACUCCAGUGGCACCAACUAUCCAUUCUUGGCGGCUGCUUGCUGGAACAACUUGAAGUUUGAUAACAGUUUGACCCUAAACUAUUAUAACUUCAACUCCACUUCCCACAAUCAUUCGGGAUCGGAUAAUAAGUUGUUUUUGUUUUCGUCGUUUUUGAAGUUCAGCUACUUGGCGUACAUGAAUAACUGUCGCCAGAAAACAUUAAAGGAAAAGUUACCUUUUUUGAACAAUAUUAGAGACUCAGUAUUAAUCAACUUGAACUUGAACUUAAAUUUUAAGAAUAAGUUUAAUUCAGUUUGGUACUUGAGUGACAUUGGUGUAUCACCCUCCAUGGCUGGUAAGUCUUUGGGUAAGAUUUUGAUCAACUAUUGUCUUGAUAAUUUUGUGUUGGAUUCCUGGUGUUAUUUGGAAAGUUCGAAUAUCAUCAACAGAAAUUUUUACACCAAAUUGGGAUUCAAGAUCGCCAAUACCUUUGCUGUCAAUCAGGAUGAAAUCGUAAACAACAUCGACAUCAACAACAAAGAGGAUCUUGGUGUGUUGAACAGUUUAGAUGAUUUCAUUCUUAUGGAUGCAAUGUUUAGACCUCCAAAGAACAUCAAUAUCGAAAAGAUCAACUAUAAGGUUGCCGAUAUCGAGGUUGAGGAGAAAGAAAUUUCGUCUGAAACGGUUUCAAAUUCUACCAGUGUUGUAACAGCAGCUGGAGGUGCUCCUAGAAGUACCCCGGUUGUCUUUACUAGCGUUACUAUGCCUCUGGCCACUGCUCCGUUGGUGGCCAGUCAUGGGUAGCAUCACACGGUAGAGAAGCUGAAUUGAUAAAUUCAGGUAUCAAAUAAGAUACUAAGUUCACUUAGUUUCUACUUUGAAAUAAUAUCACUUUAAGAGUUACUUCAAUUGCUGUUGUAAUUUUAAGGUGGUAGUUAUCAAGUAUUGUCUUGAGUUCAAAUUCAACUUUGGGCCGUGACCGCUUGCGUAAUUAUUAAACCUAUUGUCCUGGGUUUAAUUUAUUUCUUGUAGUGUUCAGCUGGAUUUAUAUUUUAUUGCUUUAAUCUUUCAGUUGGAUUUUUAGGCAAUUGGCAUUAUAUCAUCAUUUGCAAAUAGUUGAUUAUUUGUGAUUAUUAUACAAUGUCAGUUGCAUAGGGAUUCCACUGAAAGAUUAAUGUGAUGUCUCCGAGCCUUGUUCUAUAUAACUUUCUACUGUUUUCUGUUAAUUGAAUUUCCUGCUAUUUGUCAGGGGUUCUGGGGCCGCUUCUCGACCUGUUC